GGGAUGUUUUUGACGUCCCCACAGCCGGCUCCAUUAGGAGCGGCAGUCAUUGAAGUGGUCCCGAUACUGAACUUGUUUUGUGGAUCUCAGUGGGAGCCUUGAUAGUGGUCAGCCCUACAUCUGUCAACUGUAAAGUCAUAUAACCUCAAGGUGCUAGCUAUCACCGGUCGUUCACAACUAAUAAUUUUCAUUUUUCACGUGGCCUCCUGGUGAGAGCUGCAUACAUUCUUUAUUUUAAUUAUGGAGAAAAAUGGCGUUGUCGAGGUGGUGGAGGAAAAGGCUUUGGGUCGAGUACAACUACGCUCAGAGUCGGGAGAGAUCAUUCUAGUCCCAAAGCCGUCGACGGAUCCCAACGACCCUCUGAAUUGGUCUCAACCUUUCAAGAUUUAUGUCGCUGUUGUGACAUGUUUCGGUAUGCUCAUGUGUACGUUUCUGGCUGCCGGUCCAACAGUCGCACUCGUUCAGAUCGCAAUGGACUUCUCGGGAGGAAAUCCAAAUCUGGAAGCCAUCAUCCCCCAAGUGGCUUUCUUCUUCACAACUUCAGCACUCACCCAAGGUACCGGCAAUUUGUUGUGGCAGCCGUUGAUCAACAAAUAUGGGCGGAGGCCAAUGUACAUCAUCUCAUUUUCGGGAUACUUUGCGACAGCAAUCUGGUGCGGUACAACUUCAAACUUCACCAGUGAACUUGUUGGGAGAAUAUUCUUGGGUUUCUUCUCCGGAGCUGGAGAGUGCUUAGGUCCAGCUACCAUCUCAGACAUUUUCUUCCUGCAUGAGCGAGGAACCAUGAUGGCGAUGUACAACUUUGCUACCGGGUCUGGAGUCUCUAUCGGUAUUAUCAUCAGUGGCUUCAUCGUUGUUAACAACUCUUGGCGAGUCAUCUACACUGUCGGUGCCGUUAUGAUUGGAGCGUUAUUGCUUCUCAUCAUCUUUACCUUCCCCGAGACAGCAUACAACAGAUCGUAUGAAGACUCCCAAGAAGGCGACAUCUUCGACAAUAAGCAGAAUCCCUACCGUUUAUCGUUGUCGAUCAUCCUUAAUGAUGCCGAGAAAGCAAGAGUUCAGCGAUACUACGAUGAACAUGAUCGUUUGGCGGAGAUGAACGGUCCGGAGGAGAGCACUCAGAUCACCGUCAUUCAGCGCAUGGAGGAACGAAUUCGGCGUCUGGAAGCCGCCGUCUUGGGCAGCCCGCAAUACUCGCCAAUCUCACAGGCUAAGAAGCCAUCAUAUUGGAGCAAGUUGGCAUUGUUCACAGGGGAGACUUACACCAAUGAUUCGCUCUGGAAGAUGUUUGUCAGACCUUUUGGCUUGGUCAUUCUGCCGCCUGUGAUGUGGGCUACACUUGUAAUGUCUGCUACUAUCGGCUUCAGUGUCGCGCUCUCAUCGACUUUUGCGAACGACUUCGCCCGAGUGUACAACUUCACCGCGUUUCAAGCAGGCCUUGGUUUCUUCGGGAGUUUGCUUGGUGGUAUACUAGCUAUUCCUGCUGGUGGUCCUGUUGGUGAAGCAAUUGCAAACUACUUUACAAUUCGCAACAAGGGCAUCCGAGAACCAGAAUUCAGGUUGCCAGCAAUGGCGAUCUCUAUGGUUACUGCUCCCGUCGCCUUGAUUCUCUACGGUGCUGGAUUGCAAUUCAAGUUACCUUUCAUGGUACCAAUUAUUGGCAUUGGGCUGUUGACUUUCUCCAUUGGACAAGGAAUCAACAUUUCAUUCGUCUACACUCUCGAUGCAUAUGGGCCUGUUCGUGGGGAAGUCACAAUUGCACAAUUGGCAUUCAAAUCAAUCAUCGGCUUCGGUCUCUCAGCGACAACGAACUCUUGGAUCGCGGGCUCAGGCGAGCUUGUCGCUCUCAGUGAAAUGGCUGGAAUAACAUUCUUUGUUCUUUCGUUGUGGGUUCCUAUGUUCUUCUGGGGCGCAAGACUAAGACGGUGGAGUUUGGGUUGGAAGGCUGUGAGCUUUGUGAAGUGGAAGGAGUUGUAGAUGGGAUAUAAGGGGCGUUCAUUGAGAUUGGUUAUGGGGUAUGGGCAUGGAUAUAUACUGGUCUAUUUGGAGAUAUUAUUCGGCGAUUAUCAUGGAUGUGUACUGAUGACUAGAUGGAGCUCAUUAUUAUUGAGGGCUAUUGUUGUUCUUGUGCGCUUCGGCACAAGAGAUCAUCCUAAUUGGAUU
Molecule: messenger RNA, 2163 nt
Organism: Mollisia scopiformis
Lineage: Eukaryota; Fungi; Ascomycota; Leotiomycetes; Helotiales; Mollisiaceae
Product: MFS general substrate transporter
Exons: 8
Coding region: 241-1977 (578 amino acids)
Biological process (GO): transmembrane transport
Molecular function (GO): transmembrane transporter activity
Source: RefSeq, a predicted model, not a curated record